This is a messenger RNA of Thermochaetoides thermophila DSM 1495, 2409 nucleotides long. RefSeq lists its product as uncharacterized. Gene Ontology annotation, cellular component: nucleus. Lineage: Eukaryota; Fungi; Ascomycota; Sordariomycetes; Sordariales; Chaetomiaceae. The transcript has a single exon. The record is from RefSeq and is a predicted model, not a curated record. Gene Ontology annotation, biological process: ribosome biogenesis. Gene Ontology annotation, molecular function: RNA binding; preribosome binding; ATP hydrolysis activity. The coding region runs from base 1 to 2409 and encodes 802 amino acids.
AUGUCGCGGCGUCCCACACUCCGGCUGGGACUCGACCGCGAUGUGUACAACAUCGUGCUCAACCUCGAGCAACAGGGGACAGACGAAAACGGAAAACGCCCGCGCCUGACUGUUGACUAUGUCUACGACACGAUCAAGCGCUCGAACUCAAGCCUCGCGCGCCAGAAGAAGCGCAUGCUGGAGGACUCCAUCGAGCGGGUGCUGGCCGUCCGCAAGGAACAGGCCAAAGCCGAAGAAGAAACCGACUCAGACGACCUGAUCGAGGCUCAGGAGCGCGAGCGCGAGCGCCAGAAAGCUGCGCAGGCACAGCGCGACGCUAAUCUGCUGAACCGCCAGAUUGCGAAAUCGUGGGGGUUUGCUUCAUCACCGGGGGCCAAGGCGGCCGACGGGGAGAAGGGCACCGACACCGGCUCGAUUGCGACACCUGCUCCUGCCACUCCAGCUGUGGCAGAAAACAUGGCUGCUGAUACCCCCACCACUUCUACAGGGCCAGUCCUUCCUGCCAGCAGCACCGACAGACAGCCCAACGGCGAGCCGCGGCCGAAGAAGCGCAAGGCGGCGCCGAAGGAGAUCGACCGGACGCCACCGACUAAGGUGUCCAUCUUGGACAUUGCUGGUGUGGAUGACACGCUGCAACGGCUGCUGAAGGAGGUGUGGUUCCCGUUACGCGGUGGAGAGGCUUGCGAGAAGAUGGGCUACCGCUACGACAAUGGCGUGUUGCUGCAUGGUCCUUCGGGCUGCGGCAAGACGACUCUGGCACACGCGAUUGCGGGCAGCAUCGGCGUGGCCUUCAUUCCAGUGUCAGCCCCGAGCGUUAUCGGUGGGACGUCAGGCGAGUCGGAGAAGAACAUCCGCGAUGUGUUCGACGAAGCCAUCAGACUCGCCCCUUGCCUGAUCUUCCUGGACGAGAUCGACGCCAUUGCCGGCCGUCGCGAGAGCGCCAACAAGGGCAUGGAGAGUCGUAUCGUCGCCGAGAUCAUGAAUGGCAUGGACCGCAUCCGGCAGAACACGCCACUGGGGAAGAACGUGGUUGUCCUCGCUGCCACCAACCGUCCGGAAUUCCUAGACCCGGCUAUCCGUCGCCGCUUUAGCGUCGAGAUUGACAUGGGCAUGCCGAGCGAACGUGCUCGUGAGCAGAUUUUGCGUUCCCUUACUCGCGAUCUGUCGCUCGCCGACGACAUCAACUUCAAGGAGCUGGCGAAGAUGACUCCGGGCUAUGUCGGCAGCGAUCUGCAGUAUGUAGUCAAAGCUGCAGUCUCGGAAUCCUUCCAAGCCAACAUCGACUCGCUUCUUGCCCAAGCGCGUGCUAAGCACCCAGCCGACCACUUGGCCAAUGUUUCUCAGCCCCAGCGCGACUGGCUCCUGCUCGAGGCUCACCGCGACGAAGAGGUCUCAUGGCCCUCGACCAAGAUUACCAUGGAGCAGUUCCGCAAGGCUGUCUCCCUGGUUCAGCCGGCCUCCAAGCGCGAGGGCUUCAGCACAAUCCCCGACACGACCUGGUCGCACGUCGGCGCGCUGGAGGAUGUGCGCAAGAAGCUCGAGAUGUCAAUCAUCGGCCCCAUCAAAAAUCCAGAACUCUUCACCCGCGUCGGCAUUAAGCCGGCAGCGGGUAUCCUCCUGUGGGGCCCCCCCGGCUGCGGCAAAACCCUCGUAGCCAAGGCGGUCGCCAACGAGUCUAAGGCCAACUUUAUUUCCAUCAAAGGCCCCGAGCUUCUCAACAAGUACGUGGGCGAGUCGGAGCGGGCUGUGCGCCAACUCUUCUCGCGCGCCAAGUCUUCUGCCCCGUGUAUCCUCUUCUUCGAUGAGAUGGAUGCGCUGGUGCCGCGGCGUGAUGACUCGCUCUCGGAUGCGAGCGCACGCGUGGUUAACACGCUGCUUACGGAGCUAGAUGGUGUGGGUGAUCGUAGCGGUAUCUACGUCAUUGGCGCGACAAACAGGCCAGACAUGAUCGACGAGGCUAUUCGUCGCCCUGGUCGGUUGGGCACGUCGAUCUAUGUUGGCCUCCCAUCAGCCGAGGACAGGGUGAAGAUUCUGAAGACCUUGUACCGCAAUACGGUCAAGGCACCCAAAAAGAGGGAGGGCACAAACGGAGAGGAUGUGGAUAUGACCGAUGCUGCCGCUGAGCAACAGCACCAAGGGACCACGGAUGCCGACCUGGAGAAGGUGGCCUUGGAUCUGCGCUGCACUGGCUUCUCCGGCGCUGAUCUAGGUAACUUAAUGCAGGCGGCGGCUCAGGCCUGCUUGGAGAGAGUGUAUACGCAGAGACAGCAGAAGCGCAAGGAGGGCGGCAGCGUUGCAGAGGAGGAAGAGAUCGAGCCGGUCAUUACAAUGGAGGACUGGGAGAAGGCGCUUAACGAGGUCAAGCCGAGUGUCAAGGAUCCGGAAAAGUACAUGCAUAGCGGGUUUUAG